AUGUCCAGCACUGUCAAUGUCUUCGUGGUCUCCCCUGAUACGCGUUCCGAGCGACGUUUCGAUUUACAUAUCACUGUACAGCAGCUGAAAAAUAAGCUCGAACUCAUCACUGGGAUCCCAGUACCUAAUCAGUCAAUAUCAGUCCAUAACGCCGAGAACGACUCGAAUAUUCUCGCAGUGCUUGAAGAUGAGAACAGAGCGCUUGGGUUCUAUGGGAUGCAGGACGGGCAAGUGCUAAAGGUCACGGAUCUUAACCCAUCGACUUCUUUCACGGGUCAACUAAGUGAUGUCUCGCAAGUUGAGAAAUUUGAAUUGAGCGAAGAGGCAUACGCGCAGCGCCGAGGUACAUUUGUCUUGCUCAACUUGCUGGAGUCGAUUUUACAUGGAAUGAGGACAGACACCGUCUUAGCAUACAAACAACGCCAUAAGAUUGGGCGUUUUGCGGAUAACGAAGAGAGUGCCAGUACCCCGGUCCCCGAGGUGAACAUAUCAAUUGGGUCUCGCUGUGAGGUGGAAACCAGCGAAGAGGGCUUCCAUAAGAGAGGGACGGUGCGUUUUGUUGGGCCUACAAAAUUCGCCAAGUCUGGUACAUGGGUUGGCGUCGAGUAUGACGAGCCGAUCGGAAAGAACGAUGGCUCAGUCCAAGGGGAGCGAUACUUCACUUGUCGCCAAAACUUUGGCGUGUUCGUACGACCGGACAGACUCAAGAUCGGAGACUUUCCAGUAGAAGAGAUCAACUUUGACGAUGAAGAAAUAUGA
This is a messenger RNA of Fibroporia radiculosa, 759 nucleotides long. RefSeq lists its product as uncharacterized. The record is from RefSeq and is a predicted model, not a curated record. The transcript is spliced from 4 exons. Lineage: Eukaryota; Fungi; Basidiomycota; Agaricomycetes; Polyporales; Fibroporiaceae. Bases 1 to 759 code for a protein of 252 amino acids. Gene Ontology annotation, biological process: cytoplasmic microtubule organization; tubulin complex assembly; post-chaperonin tubulin folding pathway. Gene Ontology annotation, molecular function: microtubule plus-end binding; alpha-tubulin binding. Gene Ontology annotation, cellular component: microtubule plus-end; nucleus; cytoplasm.